Messenger RNA from Brassicogethes aeneus, 872 nucleotides. Lineage: Eukaryota; Metazoa; Arthropoda; Insecta; Coleoptera; Nitidulidae. The record is from the annotation of a GenBank genome assembly.
CGUCAUUUAAUGUAGUGUCAAGAAGUAUUUACAUCUGUUCAAUUUUUCUUGUUCUAACUUUUUUCUAUUUUUAUUUUCUUCACGAAAAUUAUUGAAAAGAACUAACCAAAAUGCCCAGAAUAAGACCUGGACCUGGACCAGCAGCUUACAAACUCCCAACUGUUGUUGGCUAUGAGGGCCACGACUGUACCAGGUACAGAAACCCAAAAUGGUCGAUGGCUUCUAGGUUUGACACAAAAGAUAAGGAGGCCUUACCUGGGCCUCACUAUGACAUCAGGGGUUUGACAAACAUGGGCAAACUAUAUCCACCUGCCUAUUCUUUAAAGUCCAGAGUUAAAGAUUUUCAAUUUGCCGCAACCCCUGGACCAAACGCCUACAAUAUUCUUAACGUACCCCCAUUAAAUACAAAAAUUCCUCCAAGUUAUUCAAUCAGGUCAAGGUUUAAGUCUACAGCUGGUUCUGCUACACCAGGUCCAAAUGCAUAUCUAUUACCAAGCACUAUUGGUCCCACAAUACCUGAUUUGCCCGCUAAAGCCGCUUACAGUAUAUCUUCGAGGGGAAAAGACGCACUCGCACAAAGCCGUUCACCGGGUCCAGCGACAUACAACGUUCCAACGGAAAAAAGUCACCCGGCUUACACGAUGGGUCCUCGAGUGUUUCCGCCAGAUAACUUGGGCGCCGACGGACCAGGUCCGAUUUAUAUGCCGAAGCUGCCGCAGAAACCUGGCUACUCGUUUGGAGUUAAACUCGAAAACGACCCUUACGUCACUGCGGCCGAUCAUGUGCCUUGCACUUACGAGAGUUGUUGAAAAAAGCAUGUGUUCAUCUAUUUAUUUAACAUUUUUGCAUCACAAUAAAUUAAUUUACAAUGA